Molecule: messenger RNA, 963 nt
Organism: Seminavis robusta
Lineage: Eukaryota; Bacillariophyta; Bacillariophyceae; Naviculales; Naviculaceae
Source: the annotation of a GenBank genome assembly
AUGGGUUGUCAACAUAGCAAAGCCAAUUUUACCAGCUUUGGUCGUGCCGAUGAUGAGGCUGUGCCCGCCCUGGAAGAAGCGAUGAAAAACAUGACCCCUCCCGAAAGUCUGGAAGAACUUAAGGUAUUUGGAGAAGGCCUUCAAACGGGAGAUAUCUUGUUGAUGCAUUGCACGCAUACCUUUGGCAAAUUGGCUCAACUCAUGACAUACAAUGUUUGGGAUCAUGUUGCCAUGAUUGUCCGAUUGGAUGAUGACAGCGAUAUUACUCAGAAGCGAAUUGCCCUUAUCCAAGCCAAACCACAACCCAAAAGUAGCACUCUGGAUUGGCCUCUGCCAGGGUCCCCGGGCUAUGGCAAUGUGGAAGUCUUUGAAGCCAUGGGUGGCGGGGUCUUCUCCUAUCCCUUUGUGGAGCAUGCCAUUGCCCGAGGCAAAUUCUGCAAGUAUACAUGUGUCCGACGCCUACGAGAUGCACAAGGCCAGCCGCUGUCAUCCGAUCGACGCGCCAAGAUAGAACAAUUCGUCCAAGACAUGUGGGGGCGGCCCUACGAGGAUAGUGGCGUGGCGGGAAUGUCCGAAUUGGCCCGCCCGAUAGUCAAAGGAGCUCCCAAUAAGAGCAAGAAGGCCAACAAAGACCAGGAAGCCUUGGAUCGACUCUUUUGCUCGGAACUCAUUGCCGAAGCCUACCAGCGCGCUGGGUUGUUGCCCGAAGAAAGUCUCAAUUCCAAUGACAUUUUACCCGCGCACUUUGCACCUGAACAAUGCAUCGACACCUAUCUGAAAGCAGAGACGCAUGGGUACACACUGAGUGAUGUCGAGAUCUUCAAGGGUCCCACUACAAAACUCACCAAGGUCAUUAAUGAUCGUCGAGAAGAGUUGCGAGCCAAUAACGAUGAUGCUGAUCCAGCGCUACAAGAACAGCCACUCCAAAAAACUGAUUCGGAGCAAGGCUUGAAGCCACAGUAA